UUUCUCUUUCCCUCUCUUUAUUAAAUUCCGUACAUUUACAACCACAAACCCACUGAGAGAGAGAGAGUGCGAGUUUAGUAGUAAAACGAUAUUGGUUUUUUUUUUUCUCGGAACCCAAAGUCCCUACCUUUUAUUUUCUCUUUUUCAAUAAAAUUUGAACGAAAGCCGACGAACGAAAGCGCGUCAAAAUAGCUGGAAGCUGAUGACAGUCUUAUCAUCAUCAUCAUCUCCUUCUUAAGCUUCAGGCCUGACAUUUUGCAGAUUUAUUGUUGCAACUCUCUCUCGCUGCGAAUGACAAAUUGCUUGUUUAAGGCAAAAAGGAAAAAAUAGCUUUUUUCUCUGUACCCAUUUCUUUCCGUGUUGGAUCGAUCCAAAAUCUUGUCUACAGUCAGUGGAUCUGAGCUUCAUCAGCGGCGUAAGGAAAAGAAAUUUCGUUAAUAUUUCGCAUUCAACACAGGGUUGAAUUGUAUCUGUUCACAAUCAGAAAAAAAAAACAUCAUGGUUCGAGCUUAAAAGGCUGCUCUGUUUCUCAACAACCACCCAGUACACUCCCAGCGAGUUUUUGAAGCUCCAUUUUACGACGUCUUUCGCAACAGUAAAAAAUUAGUCAGUCUAAAAGCCCAUGAAAAUGGGGAAAUCAGCCACAACAGGAAGAGAGUGGACUCAGAUCUACUCGAUCUACGGCGUGGACCAAUGGCAGACCGUACUUUUCCUCCUGUUCCAAGCCAUUCUCUUCACCGUCCUCUCCGUCCUCUACCUCUUCUACUUCAACCCCAUCUGCCAUUUCUUCGAGCACCUCCUCUCCCUCGCCGCCGUUCCAAGCAGCGCCGCUCGCUUCGCCGCCGGCUUCUCAGGCUCCGUCACGGCGAUCUCCGCCAUCUGCCUCUUCUUCGCCUCCGCCAACUUCUUCUACUCCUCCCUCCCGCUCCAUUACGACAUGGCACAGCGGAUGGUCAACUCCGUCAACAACUGGUCAACGGUCAAACUGGCCCUCGACCUCGGAUGCGGCAGAGGGAUACUGCUAAACGCAGUGGCGACCCAGCUGAAGAAAGAAGGGAGUUCGGGUCGGGUCGUGGGUCUGGACCGGUCGAAGAGGACGACACUGUCGACGCUCCGAACCGCGAAGAUGGAAGGGGUGGGGGAGUACGUCACGUGCCGAGAGGGUGAUGCGAGGAGGUUGCCGUUCGGGGACAACUACUUCGACGUGGUGGUAUCCGCUGCAUUCGUGCACACCGUAGGGAAGGAGUACGGGCAUCGGACGGUGGAGGCCGCAGCUGAGAGGAUGAGGGUGAUGGGGGAGCUGGUGAGGGUUUUGAAGCCGGGUGGGGUCGGGGUCGUGUGGGACCUACAGCACGUGCCUGAAUACGUGCGGAGAUUGCAGGAGCUGAAGAUGGAAGACAUCAGGGUGUCGGAGCGUGUGACCGCCUUCAUGGCCGGUAGCCACAUCGUUUCUUUCAGGAAGCCUAGUCAGCACAUUGUGGGACCUGGCGAAGUCAGACUGGACUGGAGAUGCUGACGUGGAAAACAUGCUUUUUUAUUAUAUAAAUAUGAAAUAUAAAGAUGAUGAUAGUUUUACGUACUUUUUAAAAUCUUGUUAGCAGAGAUUUUGAACGAAAGAAAGAGAAAAAAAAGAAUGUGAAUAAAUAAAUAAAAAAAAAAUACUUUUUUUUUUAGUUUGAUCGAUGUUAAGUUGUAAUGUCUGAGGAGGCGAAGCUGACUCAGAUGGACCUAUUUGGGGUUGGUUGGGAAAAUAGAAAAUAUACUGUUUUGUAAGGUAGCUGUGUGAUAUGUAUAUGGACUAUGAAUUUUAUCAAAUGAGAUGUUUUUGUCAA
Messenger RNA from Ziziphus jujuba (common jujube), 1832 nucleotides. RefSeq lists its product as uncharacterized. Bases 623 to 1516 code for a protein of 297 amino acids. Lineage: Eukaryota; Viridiplantae; Streptophyta; Magnoliopsida; Rosales; Rhamnaceae. The transcript has 2 exons. Gene Ontology annotation, molecular function: S-adenosylmethionine-dependent methyltransferase activity. The record is from RefSeq and is a predicted model, not a curated record.